Messenger RNA from Besnoitia besnoiti, 1575 nucleotides. RefSeq lists its product as uncharacterized. The record is from RefSeq and is a predicted model, not a curated record. Bases 1 to 1575 code for a protein of 524 amino acids. The transcript has a single exon. Lineage: Eukaryota; Apicomplexa; Conoidasida; Eucoccidiorida; Sarcocystidae.
AUGGUGGAUGAUGAAACUCAUCGUCUGCAAAGUAUCCCUAGGAAACUCCGAUGGGUAACGCGAUCUCGUGCCCUUGCUUCUCCUCAAACCGCAAUCAGUGUGGCAGUGCACGAGGAAACCUCACUUUCCCCACUGCCCGGAUGGGCUCUUCCCGGCAUCCUGCUCGACCUUCUCGCGAGCUGUGGCGUCAAUCAGACGGAUGCCAUCUUUUCGGAGGUGCUGGGGAAAACGAGCGCAGAGCUGGAAUCUUUUGGCAGCGAACUCGCGACCGGUUCACACAGGGAUCAUAUACCAGCGGCGCUCCACAGAGCAACACAGUCUCUCCUUGCUUCCCGCAGGCAGCGCACGUCCACCACCUGGGCUGAUUCUCUCUACUAUGAAACAGUGCUUGAGGUGUUCAGGAGAUACUUGGAAAAUUUCUACGCAUCUGAUAUUACGGCUGGUGCAGAUGCGUGGACAAGCAGUCACCACCGGGGUCAGCAGCCGGACUAUGCAAGCCUUGGAAGUCGAAAGGAACCAACGCUAGUCAAUGCUUACAGUGAGCAGGAAACCUCAGGAACCCGGGAACCGUCUGCUGUCCAGGGCGAUGCUGUGCCCAUGGAUCAGCGUCCCUCCAUCCAGGAAACUCCUAUCAGGUCAACUGAGUCAGCAGGUCACCUAGGGCAAUCCACGGCAUCCGUAAGAGAAAAUAACGAAACUCAAGGGAACAGUACACGCCUUGCCCACCCCGUCGCUACGAGUAAACUGACUAGUUCUCGUUCAAAUUCAAAUGAACAGAGAACGGAACACGAGACAGCGUACAGCCGUGAUGCGUGCCCAGACGGAUUGUGCAGGGACAGAUCAGAGCACCACCCACAUCUGCCUCCUCCCGCCGCUGAUGCUGCAACUGCGGAUAGCUCAGUUAAUCAAAAGCAAAUCUUGCAACCGGAUCUGACUGGGAACUCAGCGUCGCCGGAUGGGCCUUCCCCUCAAGGGGAACCGACGCUGGCGGUGACGCGACAUGAAAGACGCGAGAAUGGGCCGGCACCCGAAGAUGGGCUGGUUUUGUUUCACAGAGACGUCGACAUCGUGACGGCCUCCCCAGCGAUUGGCGGGCCGCCGCCUCUGCUAGUUACCGACAGCAGAGGCACCGACGGCCCAAGUGUCCCGUCACCUUCCCCAAGCUCGGUACCUUUAUCCGAGCCCUCCACCGCUUCGUCCCAAACUGUGCAGCGUACUUGCUCGGGCGCAACGACCGCGGCCUCGGCGCCCGCUUUUGAUUCCCCGCCUCCAUCUCCACCAUCUCCGGCCUUCCCACUGAUCCACAUGAAAGGACAGUCAGUGUCAACGGUAUCGUAUAACAUUCCUGCCCUCCGCGUGCUGCAAAUCAUCUGCAAGAACAACGUUGUCAACUGCAAGCGUGACUUUGCCCAGGGGGUUGCCGAGCUCCUCCAAUAUGGAAAAAGACGCUUGCACAGACGGGAUGUUGCUGUCGACAGUGUGAGCGACGCUCGUGACAAGCCCGUCCAGGCCUUUGAAGGGAGCGAGCAGGACCCAGCUCGCAUUUCAGUAGUCUCCGCCUCCCCCAGCGGAUGA